Molecule: messenger RNA, 1357 nt
Organism: Leptopilina boulardi
Lineage: Eukaryota; Metazoa; Arthropoda; Insecta; Hymenoptera; Figitidae
Product: GMP reductase 1-like
Exons: 6
Coding region: 131-1177 (348 amino acids)
Biological process (GO): nucleotide metabolic process
Cellular component (GO): GMP reductase complex
Molecular function (GO): GMP reductase activity
Source: RefSeq, a predicted model, not a curated record
UUACAGAUAAAAAAAAAAAACUCUGAAGCGACUCUAGACUUCCCGUAGAUUAUAAAAUUUUUACUUCAGUUCAAUUUUGACCGAGAAGAAGGAGAAAUCGACUGAAAGAAAUAAUUUCUUAACAAGAAUAAUGCCUAACAUUAUUAAUGACAUAAAAUUAGAUUUUAAGGACGUUUUACUUCGUCCUAAAAGAAGUACAUUAAAAAGCAGAUCAGAUGUGGAUUUACAUCGAGAAAUAACGUUUCGUAAUUCAAAACAAACAUAUAAUGGAAUACCCGUGAUGGCAUCUAAUAUGGAUACGGUUGGAACUUUUGAAAUGGCCAAAGUUUUGGCAAAGCACGGGCUUUUCACAACUUUGCAUAAAUAUUACACGGGAGAAGAAUGGAAAGAAUUUGCGGAUAAAUAUCCCGAUUGUAUUAAAUAUACUGCCGCCAGUUCAGGAAUUGGUAAUGAAGACUUUGAUCGUUUGACUAGUGUUUUAGAUGCAGUACCAGAAAUUGCAUUUAUAUGCAUUGAUGUCGCAAACGGUUAUUCACAACAUUUCGUUGAAUAUGUGAAGAAAAUAAGGGCUAAAUUUCCCAAUCACACUAUAAUAGCCGGAAAUGUUGUUACGGGCGAAAUGGUCGAAGAAUUAAUUCUUUCAGGGGCAGAUGUGAUUAAAGUUGGCAUUGGUCCUGGAUCUGUUUGCACGACUCGAAUGAAAACUGGCGUUGGAUAUCCACAAUUAAGUGCAGUGAUUGAAUGCGCCGAUGCCGCUCAUGGCUUGAAAGGUCACAUUAUUUCAGAUGGAGGCUGUAUAUGCCCUGGUGAUUUAGCAAAAGCAUUUGGUGCUGGAGCAGAUUUUGUUAUGGCUGGUGGUAUGUUCGCUGGACAUGAUGAAUGUGGCGGUGAAAUAAUAGAAAAAGAUGGCCAAAAAAUUAAACUUUUCUAUGGAAUGGCAUCAAAUACUGCAAUGAAAAAACACGCCGGAGGUGUUGCUGAUUACAGAUCAUCGGAAGGAAAAACAGUGGAAAUUCCUUAUAGAGGACCGGUUGAAAAUACAAUAUUGGAUAUGUUGGGAGGUUUACGUUCAGCAUGCACUUAUACGGGAGCCGAAAGACUUAGAGAAUUACCUCGACGUGCCACUUUCAUUCGAUGCACACAACAGAUUAAUAACAUAUAUGGACCUCCAAUGUGAAUCUAGUUUUUUUUUUUCAUUAUUUUUUGUUUGUUUUUUUAAACAAAUCGCUAAAUAAAUUAAGUAUUUUUAGAAAUUAAAUGAAAUGUUUAAAAAAAAAUCGUACUUGCUUGCAAUAUUAUGGUAUUUGUGAAUGAAUGCACGUGGAUAAAGUAAUCCAAAAAAAAAAAAAAAAAGAAA